GUGUGUCACACAUGCGCACGGAGCUAACGGGACAUCCGAGGGGAAGAUGCGGACCCGGAGGCUGGAGGUGGCGGCGGUGCUGGCUCCGCUGGCCCUGCUGGCGUCGGUGUCGCGGGCGGAGGUGAUCGAUGACCUCCUCAGCAGUCUGUCCAGAGGCGCCUCCUUCCUGGAGCGGCAGCACGCGCACAUCAACCUGGACGGAGUGGUGGGAUUCAUCAUGCUGCAGGCUGAGCUGAAGGAAGCGGUUCGGACGUGGCCUCACACUGAUCCCAUCAGCUGGGCCCAGAGAACCUCUGCUGUGGCUCUGCUCAAAUGGCUCGACCAAAGUUCUGCCAAAGCUGUUGCUGCUCUGCAGGAGAAUGACCCAGCGUACUUCAGAGAGUUUGAGCCCCUGCUGUUGUGGAAGUUCUGGAGAAUUCCUCAAGAGUGGAGCUCCACAGAUCCUAGUUUGGUUUACCCGUCCACCAUGACCACUGAGUGUUACGACGAGCAGCUCAGUGAUAACUGCCUGACCCUACUGCUGGGCACCUGGAAGAUGAACGGAACGCCAUGUAUCGUCACUAAGCCCUGCAGGGACACUAUGACUCGUUUCGGGUGUCCACACUACUCGCUGUCACACCAGCUGCUCUACUUCAUGAUCGGCAAAAUGAAAGGCUGCUCGGACCUGCUAAAGGGUGACACGCGGGAGUCGCGGCUCAACAUGACGGAGCGCAGCUAUCAGAAGAUCUUCUGCUCCAACAUGAUGAAGACCAACAUGGACAUCAUCCGAGACGGUCUGAACGCACAGACGGUGGACAUCUUCACCGAAAACAUUUUGAUUUGUGGUCUGGCUGGAUUCUCCGACUUCUACAAAGCUGAUUGGCUGCAGCACAUCCUGAAGCUGCAGGACGAGGAGGUCGGCUGCUUUGGGAGGGACAUGAACGUGGUCUCUCAGAUUAUUGGAGAUGAGCUGCUGGAGCAGCUGCAGCCCCACAGGAGGGUGAAGAGACGAGAGAAGGUCCUACCAGAUGGAUGUUCCAGUCACAUGACUGCCGUGGCCGUAGGUGCACUGGGUGGGUAUCUGAACUAUUAUUUGACCGAACAGGACAUCACCAAACGGCCGCUGUUGUAAAAUCUUCCCCUCAGCGUUCAUUCCCACUA
This is a messenger RNA of Thalassophryne amazonica, 1140 nucleotides long. It is a transcript of the gene c16h16orf89, whose product is annotated as chromosome 16 C16orf89 homolog. The record is from RefSeq and is a predicted model, not a curated record. The transcript is spliced from 8 exons. Lineage: Eukaryota; Metazoa; Chordata; Actinopteri; Batrachoidiformes; Batrachoididae. Gene Ontology annotation, cellular component: membrane; cytosol. Bases 47 to 1111 code for a protein of 354 amino acids.